This is a messenger RNA of Petromyzon marinus (sea lamprey), 2557 nucleotides long. The record is from RefSeq and is a predicted model, not a curated record. NCBI's taxonomy places the organism in Eukaryota, Metazoa, Chordata, Hyperoartia, Petromyzontiformes, Petromyzontidae.
AGAACCAAGAAUAUAAAGUAACUGCGUAUACACUACACUAUAUAAUGAAUACCAUAUAGUAAACUGUAGGCAUAAUGUUAACAGAGUUUCUGUCUCUGAUAUGCAGAUUUACAUAUAAUCCAUCCUGCUAGUCAACAAUUUCUGUAUUGGUCAUUAAAUUUGGAUCAAUGUAAGUUAAUGAUAUUUUGAGUUCUCUGUUUAUGUGAUCCAUGAGCCAGACUUACCUUUAGCCCAGAGUCCUUGAUUCUCACAGUAGGACACCUACGCGGUCACGUGUAAGAUGAAUUCAGCAUUAUCAAUAUAAAUAUUACUCACUCAUUGAUGGGCAAUGGAUAAUGUUGCUCACGCACUGGACAUUUGUUCACUCUUUCUCCCAUAUGUAAUAUUUUCUCAGUAUCGAAUGUAAAAGAGGCAGCAAUUCCUCUCAUCCAUGAUAUCACAAGCUUUGAAUACUCUGUAUUCCUCGAAAUGAUACUUUAAGGAUUAAGUAAGCAAAUAGGCAUGUAUGCCUGAGUGAUAUUGUCAGAGUAUGGGGGAAGGCCAGUUAAACAAUAUAUAUAUUUUUUAUCAUCUGUGUUGCGCGUGGCAGCUCGGGGAGAGUUGGUUUGAGUCGGGGAACUGCAGCAGGCGCUGCACGUGCUUGGGUGUGGGAGACGUCCACUGCGAGGACUGGGAGUGCGAGGAGCACGAGGUCUGCAGCGUGGAGGACGGCAUCCUCGACUGCUACGCACGAGAAACAACAACUACCGCUCCUCCUCUGGUCUCAACAACAACUUCAAAACCACCAACAGCCCCGCCACUGAAACCUGGUGACUGCGUGAUCUCUGGAGACCCUCACUACAUCACGUUCGACAAGACGACGCACCACUUCAUGGGCGAGUGCACCUACACGGUAGCCACCCCGUGCAACCAGAGCUCCACCCUGCUGCCCCACUUCAACGUGGAGACAACAAAUGAGUUCCGGGACGGCAGCACGGCCGUGUCUUACGUCAAGGAGGUCCACGUGGAGGUCUACGGCCACAGGUUCACCUUGGCCAAAGGACGCCGGGUGCUGGUGAGGGUUUCACGUCAUCCUUUAAUUGUUAUUUGCACAGAGCCGGUGCGUGCCAUUCAGGAACCAUCGCCACAAAGCACAACACUCUCACACACUGCUCUCUCAAUAACUAUAAUGUUCCUGAUGAUUGCUUCAUUGCAUUGUCCUAGAGAGCCUUCUAUUUUCAAAACAUUUACUUUGAAUUUAACAAUAUCCACGGUGUUGCCUGAUGCUUAUAAGAGGCUUCCUUAUCUGGGACUUAGGAAUUGACUUCAUAAAGAAUGACCAAAUAUAUGUGAACAUUCAAGCCAUGUUUAUUCUAUGAAUCUUUGGUGGAAGAAUGUCGAUGUUUACAAAGAAUAGUGGAGGAAAUUUACAUAAUGAAUAAAAACAAUCCUUUCUGUACUAUAAUCUACCAUGCAUUACUGAUCCUACCAUGAUGAUUCUACAUAAAAUGCUGUGUUUUGUUUACAGGUGGAUGGGCUGCGUGUGACUCCUCCGGUCUUCAUGUCAGGGGUGUACAUCCAACUGAGUGGAUCCUACGUUGUGCUCGAGACCGAUUUCAAUCUGGUUGUUCGGUUUGAUGGGAACCACCAUGUGGAGAUAGUCGUGCCUGGAGAAUACGCGGGGCAACUGUGCGGCAUCUGCGGGAACUUUAAUGGAGAUGGCUCAGAUGACAAUCUGAAGCCUGAUGGGUCAGCAGCGGCCUCAUCAAACGAGCUGGGAAACAGCUGGAGAGUGUUCAACAGUUCUGAUGAUGAUUGUCAAGAUGGUACCGGGGAAAUACCUCCAUGUGAUGAGAAUGACAAGGACGUGUAUGAAUCAGAUUCAUUCUGUGGAAUAAUCAUUGACGAUGAGGGAGCUUUCAAAGAGUGCCACGCGGUGCUGCCUCCACAAGUCUUCUUCGACAACUGCGUGUUCGACCUGUGUGCCACGGACGGGGACCACGGCUCGCUGUGCCAGGCCCUGCAGGCCUACGCUGACCAGUGCGCCCAAGCUGGGGUCAUCGUCACGUGGAGGAACAACACCUUCUGCCCAUUCCCUUGUGAACCGGGCAGCCACUAUGAGAGCUGUGCCCCACCGUGCCCGGCCACCUGCAGCAACGCAAGUCUCCCGGGUGGCUGCAACCAGCAAUGUGCAGAGGGCUGUGUCUGUGACGACGGCUUUGUCCUCUCUGGGGACAAGUGUGUCCCCGUGGAGCUGUGCGGCUGCCUGGACUUUGAUAACCAGUACCACCCGGUGAGUUACAUACUCCAAGCACAUUCCCGGGCAAAGUGCGAGUAUCUUUCAAACAUGUUUAAGAUGCAUAACAUCGACGUCCUCACUCUCCGAGAAACCCACCUUUCUAAUAACAAACAGGCCAGACACUACCGUAGCCGUGGAUACAAUAUCACGACUAGCCACUACCACUCAGUAUGACGUGGCCACAUGUGAAGCACACCCUUUUUCAAUACUUAUGCACAAUUCCUUUUAUGUCGCCGGCAAUAUAUGUUCAAGCACUGUAUAUAUGUUUUUCAAUUUUUU